Apiotrichum porosum is the source of this 3327-nucleotide messenger RNA. It is a transcript of the gene CDC60, whose product is annotated as cytosolic leucyl tRNA synthetase. The transcript has 2 exons. Gene Ontology annotation, molecular function: aminoacyl-tRNA deacylase activity; ATP binding; leucine-tRNA ligase activity. Gene Ontology annotation, biological process: leucyl-tRNA aminoacylation. Bases 1 to 3327 code for a protein of 1108 amino acids. NCBI's taxonomy places the organism in Eukaryota, Fungi, Basidiomycota, Tremellomycetes, Trichosporonales, Trichosporonaceae. The record is from RefSeq and is a predicted model, not a curated record.
AUGUCCAACCCACCACCCAAGACCGACAAGAGGGACACCCUUGUGGCCCUUGAGAAGACUGCUCAGGCCGCCUGGGCUGCCGACCGCACCUUUGAGACCGAGCCCGCUCCCCUCCCCGAGGGUGUUGCCUCGUACGCCGACUUUUUCGAGUCUGGCCUCUCGAUGGAGGAGGUUCAGGCCAAGCACCCCAAGUGGUUCGGCACCUUCCCUUACGCGUACAUGAACGGCUCGCUCCACCUUGGCCACGCUUUCACCAUCUCCAAGAUUGAGUUCGCCGCCGGUUUCGAGCGCAUGCGUGGCAAGCGCGUCCUCUUCCCCGUCGGUUACCACGCCACUGGUAUGCCCAUCAAGACCUCGGCUGACAAGAUCAUCCGCGAGAUGGAGCUCUUUGGUGAGGACUUUGCUGGCCACGUCCAGCCCGCUGCCGAGGAGGAGGUCGUCGAGGUCGUCGAGGCCCCCAAGGCUGCCGACCCCAAGGCCAAGUCGGCCAACCCCGCCAAGGCCAAGAAGGGCAAGCUCAACGCCAAGUCGACUGGCCUCGAGUACCAGUACCAGAUCAUGGAGCUCAUCGGUGUCCCCAAGGACGAGAUCAAGCAGUUUGCCGACCCCAUCCACUGGCUCGAGUACUUCCCCCCUAUCGCCAAGGAGGACCUCUCCAACCUCGGUGCCCGUGUCGACUGGCGCAGGCAGUUCCUCACCACCCCUGCCAACCCUUACUACGACACUUUUGUCCGCUGGCAGAUGAACAAGCUCCACCAGCAGGGCCGUAUCAAGUUCGGUGAGCGUUACACCAUCUACUCGCCCAAGGACGGCCAGCCCUGCAUGGACCACGACCGCCAGUCGGGUGAGGCUGUUGGCCCCCAGGAGUACACUGCCGUCAAGAUGGAGGUCCUCGAGUGGGGACCUGAUGUCUCUGGCGACGUCAAGCAGGCUGUCGGCGGCAAGAAGGUCUUCAUGGUCGCUGCCACUCUCCGCCCCGAGACCAUGUACGGUCAGACCAACGCGUUUGUCGGCACUGGUAUCGAGUACGGCCUCUACGAGGCCAAGGAGGGUGAGGUCUGGCUCGUUACCGAGCGCUCGGCCCGCAACAUGGCCUUCCAGGGUAUCUUUGACGGUGCCCGUGGCGACCUCCGCAAGGUCGCCUCGGUCAAGGGCGCCGACGUUAUCGGCACCAAGAUCCGCCCUCCCUUCGGCAUCGUCCCCGAGGUCUACGUCCUCCCCAUGGAGGGUGUUCUCGCCACCAAGGGUACCGGUGUUGUCACUUCGGUUCCCUCGGACUCGCCCGAUGACUGGCGUACCCUCAUGGACCUCCGCAAGAAGGCCGACAUGUACAAGAUCAAGCCCGAGUGGGCUGCCGUCGACCCCAUCCCCGUCCUCAGCACCCCCAAGUUUGGUGACAUGGCCGCUGAGAAACUCUGCACUGAGCUCAAGAUCCAGUCGCAGCGCGACACCAAGCUCCUCGCCGAGGCCAAGGAGCAGACCUACAAGGAGGGCUUCUACAACGGUGUCAUGACCAUUGGUGACUUCAAGGGCGAGCCCGUUCAGGAGGCCAAGCCCAAGGUCCGCCAGCAGAUGAUGGACGCCGGCCUCGCUGUCGCCUACGCCGAGCCCGAGUCCGAGGUUAUCUCGCGUUCGGCCGACGUCUGUGUUGUCGCCCUUGUCGACCAGUGGUACCUCGACUACGGAGAGGAGGAGUGGAAGGCCAAGGCCGAGUCGCUCCUCAAGCAGCUCAACACCUACGUUCCCGAGACCCGCCACAACUUUGAGGCCGUCCUCAACUGGCUCAACCAGUGGGCCUGUGCCCGUUCGUUCGGUCUCGGCUCCAAGCUCCCCUGGGACCCCCAGUUCCUUGUCGAGUCGCUCUCGGACUCGACCAUUUACAUGUCGUACUACACCGUCGCCCACCUCCUCCACGAGGACAUGUGGGGCAAGGAGGGCAAGCUCGGCAUCAACGUUGACGACAUGACCGACGCCAUGUGGGAGUACGUCCUCUGCGACGGCGCCUUCCCCGCCGACUCCAAGGUCCCCAAGGAGAAGGCUGCCGAGCUCAAGUACUCGUUCCAGUACUUCUACCCCCUUGACAUUCGUUCGUCGGGCAAGGACCUCAUCCCCAACCACCUUACCUUCUGGAUCUACAACCACGCCGCCAUCUUCCCCGAGAAGCACUGGCCCCGCGCCGUCCGCUGCAACGGUCACCUCAUGCUCAACGGCAAGAAGAUGUCCAAGUCGACCGGUAACUUCCUCACCAUGCGUGAGGCCACUCAGAAGUUUGGUGCCGACGCCGUCCGUCUCACUCUUGCCGACGCCGGUGACGACAUUACCGACGCCAACUUUGAGGAGACUGUCGCGAACGCGGCCAUUCUCCGUCUCCACACCGCGUGCCUCUGGGCCGAGGAGAUGAAGGAGUCGGCUGACAAGCUCCGCACUGGCGAGUUCAACGAGUUUGACCGUCUCUUCCAGGCCGAGACCGACCGUCUCAUCGAGGCGGCCUACAACGCCUACGACCUGAUGGAGUUCAAGGAGGCCCUCAAGCUUGGUCUCUACGACUUUGAGGCUGCCCGUAACUGGUACCGCCAGGUCGCCGCCCAGGAGUACGGUGGCCCCGGUCUCCACAAGGACCUCAUCUUUGGCUGGAUCCGUGCCAACGCCCUCCUCCUGGCCCCCUUCACCCCCCACUUCUCGGACUACAUCUACCGCACGAUCCUCGGCGAGAAGGGCUCGGUCCAGAGCGCCCCCUUCCCCAAGCCCUCGGCUGCCGUCGACCCCGUUGCCAUCGAGCAGCUCGAGUACGCCAAGGCCGUCGUCGACGUCCUCCGCUCGGCCGAGACUGCCCUCGCCCGCCGCAAGGGUGGCAAGGGCAAGGCCCCCGUCGCCGCCUUUGACGCCACCAAGCCCAAGGGUGUCCGCAUCUACGUUUCGUCCGAGUUCCCCGAGUGGCAGAACCGCUGUGUCGACAUUGUCCAGUCGGCCUGGGACGAGUCGACCGGCACCAUUGACGACGUCAAGAUGCGCGCCGCGCUCACCGAGGCCGGUCUCGGCAAGGACAAGAAGGCCAUGCCCUUCAUCCAGCUCUUCAAGAAGAAGGUCCUCACCACCGGCAAGCGCGCGUUCGGCCGUACCCUCCCCUUCUCCGAGCUCGACACCAUCAAGCUCCUGAUCCCCCACAUCAAGUCGCAGCUCAAGUACGACGUCAUCGACGUCGUCGCCGCCAGCGAGGCCAAGGCCAAGAUCGCCGAGGGCACCGUCACCGAGGCCGAGGGCUGGUCGACCGAGAGGGUCGAGGCGUCCGAGCCCGGAGCCCCCGCCGUUCAGUUCUGGAACCUCUAA